Messenger RNA from Hirsutella rhossiliensis, 1173 nucleotides. Its product is annotated as GDP-mannose 4,6 dehydratase domain-containing protein. Gene Ontology annotation, biological process: nucleotide-sugar metabolic process. The record is from RefSeq and is a predicted model, not a curated record. The transcript is spliced from 4 exons. Bases 1 to 1173 code for a protein of 390 amino acids. Lineage: Eukaryota; Fungi; Ascomycota; Sordariomycetes; Hypocreales; Ophiocordycipitaceae. Gene Ontology annotation, molecular function: dTDP-glucose 4,6-dehydratase activity.
AUGACCGAGAACCACAGCAAAUGCCUUCCGGACGUCGACGUCUGGAAGAAGGCGCCCCUUCUCAAGGGAAGCACUCGAUUUGAGCCGCUCCCAGACGUCAAGAACAUUAUGAUCACCGGUGGAGCCGGCUUCAUUGCAUCCUGGGUAGCACGCCAUCUCACGUUGACGUAUCCUCAAGCCUAUAAUAUUGUCUCCUUUGACAAGCUUGACUACUGCUCGUCAAUGAAUAAUACCCGAGCCCUAAACGAUAAGCGGAAUUUCACCUUCUACCAGGGCGACCUCACGCACCCGUCCGAGGUGCUCGACUGCCUCGAGAGAUAUAAUAUCGACACCAUCUUCCACUUCGCCGCCCAAUCCCACGUGGAUCUCAGCUUCGGAAAUUCCUAUGGCUUUACUCACACCAAUAUCUACGGCACCCAUGUUCUUCUAGAGAGUGCGAAGAAGGUUGGCAUUAAGCGGUUUAUCCAUGUUUCUACGGAUGAGGUCUACGGCGAGGUCAACGAGGACGACGACGACCUAGUCGAGUCUAGUAUUCUGGCCCCAACCAACCCCUACUCUGCUAGCAAGGCAGCUGCGGAGAUGCUCAUCGGCUCGUACCAAAAGAGCUUUAACCUUCCGGCCAUCAUUGUUCGAAGUAACAACGUUUAUGGGCCACACCAAUACCCCGAGAAGGUCAUCCCCAAGUUCAUUUGUCUCUUGAAUAGGGAUCGCCCCAUGAUCCUUCACGGGGAUGGCUCUCCUACCCGACGAUAUCUUUACGCUGGCGACGCGGUCGACGCCUUUGAUACGAUUCUCCACAAGGGUCAAAUAGGGCACGUCUACAAUGUGGGAUCCUUUGAUGAGAUCUCCAACUUUGACCUCUGCGGAAAGAUGCUGGAUGCCAUGGGUAUUGCGGCACCUGGAGACAAGGGCGGUUGGGUAAAGUACUCCAAUGACCGACCUUUCAACGACCGCCGGUACGCAGUCGAUGCCACCAAGCUACGAAAGCUGGGCUGGCAGCCGCAGACUGCGUUCCACGAUGGUCUACAGGCCACCGUUGACUGGUACCGACGUUUCGGGGAGACAUGGUGGGGCGAUAUCAGUCAUGUCUUGACGCCAUUCCCAAUGGUGAAUGACGACAAAGUCGUGUUGCCAGACAACGAGACCAGCGUAAGCACCCGAGCACAUAUGUAG